This is a messenger RNA of Effrenium voratum, 1704 nucleotides long. The record is from the annotation of a GenBank genome assembly. Lineage: Eukaryota; Dinophyceae; Suessiales; Symbiodiniaceae.
AGCCAUGCUCGAUAGCUUCAAACCAGUCGCAUGCUCCAUAGACCUCCAAGACGGCCAGCAUCGCCCGUUGGCUCACAGGCAAGGAUGGGGAUUCGAGAUUAGGUCUGGGCGGCUCAGCCGCGUGGCCGCGUGGAGGUGUGGCUCGGCCAUGACGAACUUCCAGCAGUGCCUGAUGACCAUGGCCCUCUGCACGUUGACCGCACUGGUGACGCGGAUGUCGGUGGUGUGCCCGCCGUCGGAUCUUCGCGUGGCAGACACCCUGCGCGCGCACCGCGCGGACCGCGGGGACGGCUCGCAUGGGGAUGGCCUGCAGGGCGCGGAAGCCGUGCAGGAGCACGCGGAGGGCGUCGAGGCCGCGGAUGCGCACGGGGACAGCACAGAGGCCGCGGAUGUGCACGCGGAUGGCACGGAGGGCGCAGAGGGUGCGGAUGGAACGGACGCUGCCGCUGACGGGGCCUACGCAGGCUAUGGCGAGACCAAGCCAAGGAAGCCACGGCAGGUCUACAUGGACCUGGGCACCAACUGGGCCAACACCCUGCGCCUCUACCGGGACAUGACGCGCCGGCCCGGAGCCUGGGAGGUCUACGGCUUUGAGGCGAAUCCCUACAUCCAGCCCUAUGUGGACCACUUCGUGCGGUACCUCAACGGCGCAGGGCCCAAGCCCGUGCUCGCCCUGCCCCCCGCCGGGUCCAACAAGAAGCUCAGGACCUAUGGGGAGAUCUUUGGGUGCCGGGGUGACCGCGUCAAGGAGUGCAUGAUGGAGAAGUUCAAAACGAGCCUCGAGCAGCUCUACGUGAACGCCUCCCUGCAGAGCCCCCAGCUCAUCGCGCAACGCCUCGGCGAGGCGGGGGAGCCCUACGCGCCGCCGCCGGCGCAGCUGGAGGCGGCGCGGUUCACCUUCGUGCCGGCGGCGGUGGGGGCCGCCAACUCCUCGCUGGAGGUGGACCUGGUGGCGGCGAAGGACGCGCUGAUGCGCGGGGGCGGGGUGAGAGCCUCCAAGACGCAGACGCAGCACGUCAUGAUCAUCGACUUCCCCACGUGGCUUGAGCUGAACUUCGACGCGGAGGACUUUGUGGUGAUCAAGAUGGACGUGGAGGGGGCCGAGCACCAAAUCCUUCCGAGGCUCAUGCAGCGGGGCAAGCUGGGCCUCAUCGACAUCCUCAUGUUCGAGUGCCAUCGGUUGGCGGGCACCGACUGCAAGAAGCUCUCGGCGGACAUCAGGUCGGCUCAUCCCAAGUUGAAGGUGAUGCAGGAGGCGCACGGCUACAAGGAGGUGGACUCCUUCUCCACGCCCGAGCGCUACCACCCGCCAUUGCCCAUUCGCUUCAAACGACCCCGGCAGCGCCGAAACGGGCGAUAGGCCCGGAGAUGAGGUGCUUCGCUUGGAAGGGAAGCAGCAGCAGCCCUCCAGUGGUCAGCGCUGUUGCCCCGGGGCCAGCUCUCAGAUUGGGAAGCAAGGAACCCGAGCGGAUCCGGCACCCGGCACGGAUGGAUGUUGGGUUGUUCUGCGCGCGGGAAUUCAGGAGUCGCCAUCAAAGGGCUCACUUGCCAUGGGCACAGCCAGCCCAACCCGAUCUGCAGAAAAGAUCCCAGACGGUCCUUGGGCAGGCAAGAAGCCAAUCGGGCGUAGCGUAGGCCAAUGCCGCCAACGCCAAAGCUGCCCUCGUGUGCAAAACCUGGAAGAAUGGGUUUGGGGUUUGUCGG